Phytophthora nicotianae INRA-310 is the source of this 138-nucleotide messenger RNA. RefSeq lists its product as hypothetical. The coding region runs from base 1 to 138 and encodes 45 amino acids. The record is from RefSeq and is a predicted model, not a curated record. Lineage: Eukaryota; Oomycota; Peronosporomycetes; Peronosporales; Peronosporaceae. The transcript has 2 exons.
AUGGCGUGCUCGUUCAUGCGGUCGUAUGGUGGAGAUCCACACAAGUUGCCCGCAAGCAGGCUCACUCAUUCGUCUCAACAACGUCGUCAACGCGCAGUGCUCCGACGUGCACAUCGUCUUCGCUCGUGGCAGUGGUGA